Messenger RNA from Prunus persica (peach), 1484 nucleotides. RefSeq lists its product as uncharacterized. Gene Ontology annotation, molecular function: protein-folding chaperone binding; ATPase activator activity. The transcript has 6 exons. Gene Ontology annotation, cellular component: cytosol. Lineage: Eukaryota; Viridiplantae; Streptophyta; Magnoliopsida; Rosales; Rosaceae. Gene Ontology annotation, biological process: positive regulation of ATP-dependent activity; protein folding. The record is from RefSeq and is a predicted model, not a curated record. The coding region runs from base 158 to 799 and encodes 213 amino acids.
ACAGGGAGGUUGGUGUUGGCAUGUUUUUUUUAUAUAUAAAACGUGUAGGGUUUCACCCAAGCUUCCUGUUGUCCUCGGCCGCCGCUCGUACCUGACCUCAGAAUUUAUUUUGUAACAAUAAUCUUAAUAAAUAAGAAUAACGAUAAUAAUAAUAAGGAUGGAGGGCGGAGCAAUGUCAUUGUCGUCGGAGAAUAGGAAAGAAGAAGAGCAGCAGGGAACGUCCUAUACCUAUUGGGUGAGGCAAGUGGCGGAGGAUACGGCGCCUCCCCCAGUUCCUCGAAAACUCUCACCUCAGGACAUUCUCUCCGCUCAAUCCCAGCCUUCCACCCUCGGUUCUCUCUGGAAUCGGGCUGGAACUUGGGAGGAGAAGAAUGUUAAUAAAUGGGCAACAGAUAGAAUAAAGGUUUGUCAUGGAGCUUCUUUUAUCAGUGGGUACCUUGGAGUUCUCAGGUGGCAAAGCAGAGAUAUCAGAUGUCUUCAAAUGUGUAGGAGAUUUGCGAUUAGAGAUUGUAAUCUUUUUGAUUAUGGUGAUAUGAUAAUAGACUCAUUCCUCAUGAGUUCAUCUUUACUGAGUGACCAGGCAUUCUUGGUGACAGUGCGAAACAAGAAACGUGUUAGCUACACCUAUGAACUAACCUUGAAAGUAAAAGGGGAGUGGAUAUUUGGAGAGGAGAAAAACACAGUCAAGGGCCAGAUAGACAUCCCAGAGUUUUCAUUUGGUGAGCUAGAUGACUUGCAGAAACUCAAAUGUCACAAAUGGUGGACAAGGAGUCCACUCUUAAAGUACAAACUAAAAUAGACAUAACAUACAACUAUUCUCAAUACUACAGACACCAGACUAACAAGUGUCCUAUCCAACAAAUGGAUGAAAGACUUACACCCCUAAAAGCAACUGAAAAAAAGAAGCUAGGAAAGGACCAUAAACCACCUAUCCCACAAUUCCUCUGCCUCUGCCCCCUGUAAUCCUCAAAGAUUCAUAUGUUCCUUUCCAUCCAAAUCUCCACAAAAUCUUGCCCCUUUUCCUUCCAGCAAAACCCACACAGCAGCCCUAAACCCUUUGAAGCAACUGAACAAUGAACUUGAACAUGAUUAACACUCUCUGCUCCGCUGAAAUGUUUUUGAGAGGCUAUGUAUAUAAUGCCUGCGCGGAUUUAAUGACUGGUGAAGGACUCUGCAUAAGAUACGGGUUUUUUUCUUUAGAAGUCAGGUGCUGCAGACUUGGAAAGAAAUGGAUGUCGUGGAUGAAGGUGUAAAAAAAUCUCAAACCAAACAUGCUGUCUAGUUAAUUCCUAGUAGCAUGCUGUUACAUUUUAGCAUCAUUGAUUAUUUUCCCCCUCAUUGUUUCAAACUACAUCAAUAACAAAAUGAAAGUCCAAGUUUUAGCCUCUGGAAAUGUGUCUUGGUACCUAAGAUUGCUGGUUAUGCUUAUUUGAAUAUUUCUCGGCAGAGAGCAGGACUUUGAAUGAAUUUAUUUAAUUUUGUAA